Messenger RNA from Symbiodinium necroappetens, 456 nucleotides. The record is from the annotation of a GenBank genome assembly. NCBI's taxonomy places the organism in Eukaryota, Dinophyceae, Suessiales, Symbiodiniaceae.
GCCAGGGUGGUGCCCUCUCCACGGCACGUGCCGUUUCAUCGGCCGCUUCGAUCUCUUGCCGCAGGCUGGGAAGGAUCUUUGGUGGUUGAUGCGGACGGCAGCCUUUGGGGGGGCGGCAGCAAUCGUGGCCAAUGCUUGUCAGAAGAGCUGAGUGACGAGCAAGUGCCGCUCUCACGGCUUGACAUUGCAGAGCUUGAUGGUGUGCCCUUCGAAGCAGCUCAGAUGGGUCGAGAUCACAUUCUCGCAGUUCUAGAAGGUGGCCGGGCGGUGAUCUCCUGGGGUCCUUCCAACGAGUUUGGGCAAAUCGGACAUGGGCUCCCGUAUCGCUCGCGGGUGCGUCCUGGCGUGGUGCACUUGGGUGGCGUGCUGGUGAAGCAGGCCGCCUGCGUCGAGUCGGGCAUCUUGAUCAGUACUGGUACCAGAUCUUACAUGAUAUCAUAUCAUAUCGUUGCGUGA